AUGGAACAAAAUAUUCAUGUCAUAAAUACAAAGAGCAAGGUACAAUCGUCAGAGAUCACUAUAGAGAGACCUAAAAGAAAAGAUGGCCAGGAAGUGAUUGAUGAAACUACAAGGGUAGAAAAAUUUGCACCAAAUGCAACUGAAAAUAGAGAAAGUACAGAAACAUUAGCUGCCAAAGCACCAAGUCUAGAUAAAGUUUACAUGCCUCCCACUCCCUCUCCUCAAAAGUUCAAGAAGAACAAACAAGACACAAAUUAUGAAAAAUUCCUCGAUGUUCUCAAGAAGCUCCAGAUCAAUGUUCUGUUCAUUGAUACAAUACUACAAAUUCCAAGUUACGCGAAAUUUUUGAAAGAGAUGUUGACAAAGAAAAUGAAGCGUCCAGAGUUUGAAACUGUGGCAUUAACUGAGGAAAGUAGUGCAAGAGUCCAGAGCAAAUUGCCUCCUAAAUUGAAGGAUCCAGAGAGUUUUACUUUAACAAUUUCAACUGGAAAUUUCUGUUCAAUUAAUGCAUUGUGUGACAUUGGUGCUAGUAUCAAUCUAAUGUCGUAUUCUGUUUACAUCGAAUUGGGACUAGAAGAUUGA
This is a messenger RNA of Olea europaea var. sylvestris, 582 nucleotides long. RefSeq lists its product as uncharacterized. The record is from RefSeq and is a predicted model, not a curated record. The coding region runs from base 1 to 582 and encodes 193 amino acids. Lineage: Eukaryota; Viridiplantae; Streptophyta; Magnoliopsida; Lamiales; Oleaceae. The transcript is spliced from 2 exons.